Molecule: messenger RNA, 1109 nt
Organism: Hippocampus comes (tiger tail seahorse)
Lineage: Eukaryota; Metazoa; Chordata; Actinopteri; Syngnathiformes; Syngnathidae
Gene: tnfsf14b
Product: TNF superfamily member 14
Exons: 8
Coding region: 45-1016 (323 amino acids)
Biological process (GO): immune response
Cellular component (GO): membrane
Molecular function (GO): tumor necrosis factor receptor binding
Source: RefSeq, a predicted model, not a curated record
AGCUUGUUUUAAAAAAAAAAAAACAAUAUUGGUGACAGCAGGAUAUGCGUGUGGCAAGACAGUCAGCUCAGUGUUCACCUAUAGUGGUGGCUGUAAGCUGUCUUUACAGCAUCCCAACCUGGGUAAAUUAUCUGCUGGAUGUGUGGCUGAGAUCAGAAGAAACAUCUGGAGCAUCAAUAAAUCCAAGGUGGAGCGGGAGACAGGAGAUGGCAGAGGGCGGCGUGGCUCGGUACCCUCAAGUCUUUGUGGUGGACAGCCAAGCUGGCUUCUUCCCCGCUCCCAGACCUGUGAAAAAAACACGAUGGACUCCGACAGGAAACAAGUUUCUUCUGCUGGUGGUGGCGCUGGCCAUGCUGGGACUUGUUGUGGAGGGAUGUUUUGUCUAUAAACUUUACCUGAUAACUGAGGCAUUUUCCAUCUGUGUGUCAGAUCCUCUCUGUCGAAACAUGUCCAACACUAGAACAUCCGCCCAGCAGGUUGGCUCCUUAAAUGGUCGCGUGCCAUCGGAAGGAGGCUCCAAUGAGGUUCACCCAGUACCAACUCUGCUGGGACCGAAGCCCUUUGCUCACCUGAUAUGCAGCAGCGAUCAGUUUGGGGAGAAAAAUGUGGUGCAGUGGGUGGACAAAGAUGGCGACUCCAUCACCCACCAGAUGGGCUACAAAAAUGGCCGCCUAUUGGUGGAGAAGGACGGUUAUUACUACCUCUACUCCAAAGUGCAGAUAAAUGCUGCAGAAGUGUGUUCGCUCAUCGAGCACAAAGUGAUGAAAGACACAGGAGCAUACGACCAAUCUAUAGAACUUAUGCAAUCAAAGAGGUCCCGCUGCUGGACUCCAGAACCUUCAAGUGUCAAGUCAUCAGGUGGAGAGGAUCUAUGGGACAGUUACCUGGCGGGAAUUUUCCACCUGCAGUCCGGAGAUCAAAUUUUUGUCAUAGUGGAUAGCAUACGCAAGUUGCGUCCAGGACCGACUGAAAAUUUUAUGGGCGCCUUUAUGAUAUCUGCACAGAAACAUGUUUAAAAAUAUAUCUAACUCAUCACACAUGUGUUUCAUUGUGAUUAAUUUCUUCCUUCCUUUUUCUCUGAAUGUACUUGAAGCACUCCAAAAAAAAAA